This is a messenger RNA of Trichoderma atroviride IMI 206040, 2022 nucleotides long. RefSeq lists its product as uncharacterized. NCBI's taxonomy places the organism in Eukaryota, Fungi, Ascomycota, Sordariomycetes, Hypocreales, Hypocreaceae. Gene Ontology annotation, cellular component: membrane. Gene Ontology annotation, biological process: cell surface receptor signaling pathway. The record is from RefSeq and is a predicted model, not a curated record. Gene Ontology annotation, molecular function: transmembrane signaling receptor activity.
GGCCAGCUCUGGUUCUUUCUAUAUUCCUGUCUUCGUGUCUCGUUGGAUUCCGUCUUUUGAUACUACCGCUCUCUAUCACUGUCCUGGGUUGCACUAGCCCCCAACUUCCCUUUCAACACAUCUCGAAUCUUUUCUGGCCUCGCCAUGCUGUGAUACUCCGCCACAGCCACAGCUAUUUAUCGAUACUCUUCUGUCGACUGGCCCAAGGACUUGCCACAUCAAACGGCUGUCUUGCACCACCCUUGGAUGGUUCGAACUACUUGAUCACUUGAGUCAUAUGACCACACCUCUGUUUGAGUGCACGAGGCAUCACGAUACUCUCAGCAACACAAUCUCUUAUUGGCGCCUCUCUCUCUUUGAUUUCGUUCCUCGACGGACAACUCUUUUCUUUUAGCUUCUACACAUUACUAUUCUUUUUCCCCUCUUGAAGAAAGGGAAAAAAAAAGAGGAGUACUUCAAACACGCACCCGGGAAAACGAACAACGAGAUUACCUGGAGAAAUAUACAUAUCGACACCGUUCUCUUUGCUUCCGAGCACUACCCUUCACCAUGACCAACGUUACAGGGAUCAAUCUUUGCCCGGCGCCAUUCAUCGACGCGAGCCUUUUUGGCACUGGAGGCUACGUCGAUGGCCGAUUAUGCCAGGCGAUUGGAGGCUCGAUUGACUGCUGUCUGCCAUGCCCCAUGACAGAUUGGGUAUAUCCAGACAGCUUCUCCACCAUAGGAACCGUGGCCAACUGGAUCGCAACCGUCAGCGUCAUCUGCUGUGUUUUCCUGCUGCUAUCAUGGGCAGUGUUGCCUGUGGACAAGACCAAUCGCCAUUACCUGAGCAUCUGUUUCACACUGGGUAUCUUGAUUAUGAAUAUGGGCUUCGUCAUUCCGCUCGCAGCUGAGCCGGACCAAUGCUUUGAUACCAUCACCCCAAAUGACAUGCACACCUUGAGCGUCUGUGGAGCGUCGGGCGCUAUGCUGAUGUUUGGAGGCUGGUGUGGUGUCAUGUGGGCGUUCCUUCGCUCUUUAUCUCUUCACCUGCAGAUCUGCUGGCAAGUUCUCGUGGGCCGCAACUUUAUGGUUUUUGCCCAAGCCGCCGGAUGGGGCAUCCCCAUCAUCGGCCUUGUUCUCGCCUUGGUCUUCAGUGGCGUGUCCUUCCGUUUUGGCGCAACAUGCCAUAUUAACCACAAGAACAGCUUGGCAGACUUUUGGAUCCCGCUUCUCAUCUUUGCCAGUAUCACGGUUGUCACGACAUUCGCCACCUUUGGCUACUGCAUCAAGGUUUACCUGGCCUCUCUGAACGACAACGCCGCCUCGACCGAAGGAUCUAGCCUUCCGGCUUACUCAAACAGUGUUGUCACCAUGUCUCCGCGCCAGGCCUAUCGCCGUGUCAAGAGAGUGAUUGCGCUUCAAUGGCGAGGCAUCGCUAUUGUCCUCAUCAUUAUUGCCGAUGUCAUCUUCUUCUCCGUCGUCUUCGUCUUUCAGGAUAACAUUGUUCAAUCCAUUGCCACUGAUCCCCAUGUGGCCCAGAAUUGGAUCGUGUGUCUUAUUGGAGCACAGGGUGACAAGACAAAAUGUCUCAACCAAGCUGGCUCUCUAGUCGUCAGCGAAGCGACAGUCUCUGCCGUGCUUGUGCUACUUGCUUUGAACGGAAUCUGGAUCCUGUUUUUGCUUGGUCGAUGGACCAUGGUUACCGGCUGGAUUGAUUUGGUAAAGUCUCCUUUCAACAGUGGAAAGAAGGAAUUCGUAUCGGUGGAUGCCCGAUAUGAUGGCAAAAAUGAUAUACGUUCGUACGAGAUGCUCUCCAGAGAUACGAGCGCCGUGGUAACACCACUUUCUCCAGUGAAAUCCUCAGCGACCCCUAGCGCCCCCGACUACUUCGGCGAAACAGCUAGGUACAACGCACCGGCACGAUCCUACUCGAACCCGCGACCACCGCAAGGCUCUGUGCCAGAGUGGAAUGCGCAGCAAACUUACGCACCGCCGCAAUCCCGCGAGCCGAUGAACCCAUUGGCCAUGAACCGCAUAUAA